Cicer arietinum (chickpea) is the source of this 1738-nucleotide messenger RNA. RefSeq names its product putative E3 ubiquitin-protein ligase RING1a. Lineage: Eukaryota; Viridiplantae; Streptophyta; Magnoliopsida; Fabales; Fabaceae. The record is from RefSeq and is a predicted model, not a curated record.
UUAUUUUCCAAAAAUAAAAUUAUUUUGAAGAAGAAUAAAAAUCUUCAACAGCUUCUAUUCCCUUUCAUCUCUUCAAGUCAAGACGUUAAACCACACUUAGCAACCACCGUCGUCGUUUUCCUCCGCAGUCUCAGCCUCUGCCGCAGGCUGCUCCUCCGUCUUCGCCGGUUUAUAUAGUUUCUAAGGUUUGCUUUGACUAAAAGCAAUGCCGGCACAGAAGCGUUCUCACGACGAGGCUCUCCAAGAGAUUGAGAUAAACAGCGAGGAGCAACCUAAAGAUGAAGUCGAAUCGGAUCAAAACCGUUCAUCUGACAGCGAAGAAGAAGAAGAAGAAGAAUAUGUGGCUAUAAAAUUGUCAGAUGUACGCAAAGAAGUUCAGUGUCCUAUCUGCCUUGGCAUCAUUCGAAAAACAAGAACCGUAAUGGAAUGCCUGCAUCGCUUUUGCAGAGAGUGCAUAGACAAAUCCAUGCGCCUUGGUAACAAUGAAUGUCCUACUUGCCGCACACAUUGUGCUAGCCGACGCUCACUGAGAGAUGAUCCGAACUAUGAUGCCUUGAUUGCUGCUAUCUAUCCAGAUAUUGACAAGUAUGAGGAAGAGGAAUUGGCUAUGCAUGAGGAUGAGAUGACUCGCCAUAAGCAGAUCCAAGCAUCCAUUGCCCAAACGCAUCAACGGCAAUCAGAAGCAUUGAGUAAGAAACGAAAUGCCAAAGCAACAGCAGUGGCUUUUAUGAGAUCACAAGGCAACUAUCGAGCUUCACAUCCAAGACGCCGAAGAAACUUUAGAAAUGCAGGUGACUUUCAGGUAUCCAAUGACAAUGAAGGUAUGCAUGAUAAUGAUGGAGGAAAGGACUUAUGUUCCGACGAUGGGCAGACAGAAACCCAGCCAAGAAGAUGCAAAAGAGGCGGAGAACAAGAAACACAAUUUCCUCAGCAUUCUGCCUCUACUGAUCCAGAUGGAGUUGGUGAUGAAAUUACUCCAGAAGUAAAUAGAGAAAUCAUAAGUGCAUCUGGUACACUUUCGUGGGGAAAAAAUGGUCACCGAAGUCACAGCCGAGUUAAUGGAAAGAAUGCCAAAAACAAUCGCAUCUCCAGAUUGGUUGAACAUAUUCGUAACUCGGCAGCAAAUGAUUAUGAGCUGUCUGUCUUUCUCAAGCUUGUCUCAUUGGAUGAGCAAAGAAUACGAAGUUUGGACGAGCCAUGCCUUACUUGCAAGCCUACUACGUCAGUCAAGAUACUGUGCAAGCAUGUUGCAAAUGAAACUGCACUGCCUGCGGAUGAAGUUGAAUUAUGGUUGGUAUUAAAGCCACAAGUUAGCAUUGUAGGAGGUGAAAGAACCAUUGAUCCAGACAAAGAUAUUUUUCGUGUUCUAGGAGACCAAGAAACAUUGGCUGAAUUGCUGGCCACUUAUGAAAAUACCAGCCGUGGUUAUCUGGUCAUGGCUUACAAGAGGAAGUUGCAGAAUUCAGACACGGUUGGGUUAAGCUAAAUGAUGAACCGUCAUCCGAGUCCUUCUUUGCCAAGCGCAUAGUUAUACAAAAUAUCUCAGAUAGUUUUAGUUUAUCCUUUAUUUUAAUACUUUUCUCAUGUUACAGAAAAAGGGGUUAAACCCUUUUUUUAAGCGCACAGUAAAUUAGAACCACAGGUGCACAUUUGCCAAACCUCAGGUUUCUUAAAAUCGUCACAAAUAUUUUGGGGCAACACAUAUUUAUCUCCUGAAAAUGUGUUUUCUGUUCACUAA